CGUUGAUGGCAGUUGCAUGCGUUGCAUGGGUGUAAACGGACAGACGUACAGUCGGACAGACAGCUGCAGUGUCAUCAUCUUGCUCUGUGCGUCUUAUUGUACGGAACGAGCUUGAAGUGUCGGAAGUUCGAAAAGGAGCAAGUUGCUACUAUGCCUCAGCGAAAACUAACCAAAGUCACGUUACUAUUAAUGUUGCCUGUUUGGCCAAGAGAAUUCGCGAUGUAGCCUCUUAUACAGUUGAUCUCAUCGCGUUCGCGUUUAUUCCUCAUCCGAUGUACCGAGAAGUAUCGGGAGCAUUUCGUGCAACAUUUUCAAAGCCAAGUCGCAUGAAAUCUCCUGUUGUUGUUCUCGUAAAAACAUUUGUCUAUUGUCGUGUCACCCUUUGUCGUUAUUCUCGACCUUUUCAUCUACGUUCAUAUCUCCGUUGUCAUCAUUCUCAAGUGCCUUCUCUUUCCCUCUUUCACACUUUUAACUCACUAUUUUCUGAUUUCAACCACGCGAAAAGUCAGUGUAUGCAUCGAGUGACGUACUAAUAUAUUUGUUAUUUCGAGAUAAAGUAUAAUAACACUGACAACAGCCAGAUUAUACACAUUGCAAGAUAAUUAUAUAUGUGUUAAAUAUAUAUUUCAAUAUAUUAAAAUAAUUUUCACUUUAUACGAAGAUAUGAGGUGGAUGGCUCAUUCCAAAAUGCAUCGCAUUUAUUAGACAUCAUCAAAAUAAAUGGAUUUUUUUGCCAACUAAAAGGCAAAGUGUUCUUAUUUGAUACAUAGAAUAAAAGAAAAAGAUGUCCCAAUUAAGUAUUAGUACUGGGAAGAGAGGGAGGAGUGUUGCAAGCUCCUCCGCGUCUACUGUAUCAUCUCUGAGCAGCUCAACUGACCUAGCAAGCCUAUUCGAAUGUCCAGUUUGCUUUGAUUAUGUUCUUCCACCAAUCUUACAAUGCCAGAGUGGACAUCUUGUUUGUAGUAAUUGCAGACCAAAACUUAACUGCUGUCCUACCUGUAGAGGUCCAUUAGGUAAUAUCCGCAAUCUGGCAAUGGAAAAAGUGGCAGGUAACGUGAUGUUCCCUUGCAAGUAUUCGACAAGUGGAUGCACAGUGUCGCUAGUGCAUACUGAAAAGGCAGAUCACGAAGAUGCAUGUGAAUUCCGUCCAUACAGUUGUCCUUGUCCAGGAGCUUCUUGUAAAUGGCAAGGAUCUCUCGAGCAAGUAAUGCCACAUCUUGUUAUGAGUCACAAAAGCAUUACAACUCUUCAAGGGGAAGACAUUGUUUUUUUAGCAACAGAUAUUAAUCUUCCUGGUGCAGUGGAUUGGGUAAUGAUGCAGUCCUGCUUUGGUCAUCAUUUUAUGCUAGUGCUUGAAAAACAAGAGAAGUAUGAUGGACAUCAACAAUUUUUUGCUAUCGUUCAAUUGAUUGGUUCAAGAAAACAAGCAGAAAAUUUUGCAUACAGACUAGAAUUGAAUGGGCAUAAAAGGCGCUUAACAUGGGAAGCUAUGCCGCGUUCUAUUCACGAAGGUGUUUCAUCUGCAAUUUUAAAUUCGGACUGCCUUGUAUUUGACACCUCCAUCGCGCAAUUAUUUGCCGAUAAUGGAAAUCUAGGAAUUAAUGUUACAAUUUCUAUGGCAUGAGGAAAGCUAGAAAAAGCAGUGUAAAAUAUUUUAAAUGUAUCAAGCAGUCUUUUGAUUGUAAUUCAGUCUUUGCACUGAGGAUUGCCCGUUAUGUACAUAUAGCAUUUUUUUACGUUACCACAGAUAAAUAUUAGCAAUAUGGAUGUUGGGAUAUGUUUGGAAUGUGUUGAUAAAGCACAGAAAUCAAACGCUCAGUUACAGGACCUCCCUUUUAGAAGCUUUAAAGAGUACUUGUAUGUGAUAUUAACAUUACACAUGGAAACAAUAAACAAUCAUGCAGUAUACUUAUGCUGACUUUAAAGCUUUAGCACUGAGUAUAACAUCAAUUCCAAAAUGUACCUGACACCUAUUGCAUACUGUUAUCAUGUUCUUUUAGUCACUUCUUACUGAGCCAAUUUAAAAAAAAAAAACAAUUUCUUUAAUUUUGAUGCUUACCAAUUUAAUUCUUUAUAGAAAUAACGUUAUAUUCUAUAAAAAAAAAAAAAGUAGUUUUCAAAAGAUCAAUAAUGAUCUGUUGAUAUACAGCAUGGCAUUAUAAGUAAAAAUUGAUGGUACAUACCUGAAGAAAUCCUCUAUACGUAAUUUUUUACUAUGUAGUAAUGUGUACUAAGCUGCAUCAGUCAUUAUUUAUUUUCAUUUAGAAAUUUUGCGUGGUCGCAUAUUUAUUAUAACCUCAUCUUUAUCUAUAAUUAUAGUUAAAAAGUAAGUUCAUUUUAAUAAAUUUACUUUCUUUUUAAUUAA
Molecule: messenger RNA, 2365 nt
Organism: Bombus pascuorum
Lineage: Eukaryota; Metazoa; Arthropoda; Insecta; Hymenoptera; Apidae
Product: E3 ubiquitin-protein ligase SIAH1-like
Exons: 6
Coding region: 785-1624 (279 amino acids)
Biological process (GO): proteasome-mediated ubiquitin-dependent protein catabolic process; multicellular organism development
Cellular component (GO): cytoplasm
Molecular function (GO): ubiquitin protein ligase activity; zinc ion binding; ubiquitin conjugating enzyme binding
Source: RefSeq, a predicted model, not a curated record